Messenger RNA from Vespa mandarinia (Asian giant hornet), 2522 nucleotides. Its product is annotated as DNA fragmentation factor subunit alpha. Lineage: Eukaryota; Metazoa; Arthropoda; Insecta; Hymenoptera; Vespidae. The record is from RefSeq and is a predicted model, not a curated record. Gene Ontology annotation, biological process: regulation of apoptotic process; apoptotic process.
GAUUAAUGAUAAUCUAAUAUUUGUAAAAUAAUAACGAAUCAAAUAAACAUAUAUAAGAGCAGAUAUAUUAUUUAGAAGUUUUUAUUAGCACAAUUCUUUGAUAGUAAUAUUUAUAUAAAAUUUCAUCCAUAAACAGUGGUAUAGUUCGUCCGCCCGAAGUGAAAAUAUGUAGUCUACUGUAGGGUAGGUUAUUGAUUUCUGUCUAGAUGCCAUGUUGGUAGUGAAUACGGUUGGGGGUGUCUCUUGAGUGUAUAUAUAUCGCAGCAGUCUGCAAGGAGUAUAAAUAGGAGGGGUAGUUGCACCAUUGACCCAGUGUUGAGUUGACACACAGUCAGUUCAGUCACUCAAGCGUUAUCGUUAAACAUUGCCGUCUUCUACAUUUUUUAUUCUUUCAUGUGAAUCGCUAAUGCUAUACUAAAAUUCGUAAAGAACCAAAUUGAUCCAAUACAAUCCUACAACACUGCCCUUUCGUAUUUGCGUUUAAACCAUACGAAUUUUUAUUCGAACCACAUCAGUACUUAUAUAGUGCUUUAAUAUAACAACGUUUGUAAACGUUUAUAGUUAAUAGUAUUGCGUAAAUGUAAGCUCGAUUGCAUUUCAUUUAAGGAUAUAAGUGCAUUGUCCAACAAAUGUGCAACGAGAAUCAGGCCUUAUAAGUGUCAAUUUUAAAAAAAAAAAAAAGUGAAUUUCUGCUCUAUCAAAACCAUUGUUUUUAUUCAUUAUUGAAAAAUUGAAAAAAGGCAAUUUUUUCGAAAACGUAUUUAAAAAAAUUAUUGUGAAUCUAUUAUUUACAAUUUGAAGCAACAUGUCAGAGACAGCAGGGAUAGUACAAGGAUUGGGUAAUCCAUAUAAGAUAGUCGAUCAUGCAAGAGAAAGAAGAAAGGGUAUCACUGCCUCUUCUUUAAAAGAUUUAACUAAUAUUGCUCGAAAUCGCUUGGCUUUACCACCAGAUGCAAAUCUUACAAUUGUAUUAGAGCAAGAUGGAACCGAGGUAGAUGAUGAAGAAUAUUUUGCAACUUUGGAAAGAAACACCAGUCUAAUGGUUUUAUAUGGAGAUCAGAAAUGGAUUGCAGCAGGUAGUAGCAAAACUGCUUCUCGUUAUAUUGUUGUGGAUGAUGUGGACAACAUAGAAGGCACUUCAAGAAGUACCGAAAUCAGACGUCGACGUCCUCCAAUAGAACCAUUGGUUUCAUCGCUACAUGAUGAUCCAUCACAUAUUUCAUUACUUGGUGGAAAUGAUUUAGAACUGCUCAGUGAUAUGGAUCCUGACAGCUUAGCUGAUAUAGUACCUGACAGGAUUUUCCUUGAGCAAUUGAAGGAAGCAUCUGGUCGAUUUCUCGCAGAAAAACGACAAGCACAGGAGUCAAUGGCUCUUCUUCAGAUUUAUGCAAGUGGUGGAGAAAUGGAGCGAGCGUAGGCCAUGUGGGGGGUGGGCGCCCUCACAUUGGCUAAUAUGUAUCGAGUUAGGCGUCGUAUUUUCUAUAAAGGUCGCCAAUUACAACAAACUUUAAUCCUUCUUUGGAAUUGAGCCCAUACAACAUUUACUUGCAAGCCUCAUUUGGAGCAAGCAAAAAAUCAUUGUACUACAGCAAAAAAUGAAAAAAUUUAUGGAUUAAGGAUUUACAAUUCUUUUCCAUAUAAAACCUGUUUACCAGGGUUGUUUUGAAGAAAGUGAGAUGAUAAAGAAAUACGUACAGAUACACAAAUAAUUCUAUUUGACUACAAAUGAUUUAUGGAGUAUUUGAAAAUAUUUAUUCAGUCCAAAAUUAUCAAAUUUAAUAACCAAAGAUAAACAAAAUCGUGCUUAUAUAUCUAAUGAGUUAAAUAUUGUAUAAUUAGAUCAGAUUUUAUCUUAUGUUUUUGUUAAUAUAUAUAUUAUUAACUCAAGAAUAGAUACUUUGGACAUAUGUUAAGUUUAGUAUGUGGUAUAUGGAAUUGCUUUAAUACAAAAUAUGAUUAUAAUACAAAUAUAUAAAGUACUUAGCCAUUAAAUAAUCUGAACAUAUUUGAUAAGAAAAAAUAAUGAUGUCAAAGAAGGUAUUCCGUCACGAUGUUAUCAUAUCAGUAUUAGCACAAGAAUAUGUUUUAUUUAUAUAUUUUAUGUAGAUAUAUCCAUACUGAACUUAUGUUCAACGAAGAUUGAUGGAAUAUUUAAGACUGAAUUUAUAGGAAAACCGAUUGCAUCCCCAUUAAAAUCACCAAUUCAUUGAACACUAGAUGUAGUGAUGUAUUAGAAAACAAAACAAUAUCAAUCCUUUGAUACCAAACGAAGUUGUGCAUUUGAUAAAAAAAUCAGCAGAAAAUAAAGAAAAUAGACAGGUGUUCCUGAAAAGAUUAUACAUAUGCACAAUUAGUAGAUGAGCUUCAUGGUACUAACUGUUCUUCAUUUGUAAUAAGCAAAAUAAUUUUUAAAUAUUUAAACAAAUUGUUACUAUUACAAUUACAUUAUGUUGUAUUUUACAUUAAACUAUAUGUAAAAGUUGAAUGACGCUAUAUUUUAAAAAGAAAGAAAGGAGAGAACA